AUGUUCAUUUUAGUUGAUAAAAUGCAUCUACUAUUAUUGUUGACGAUAACUUCAUAUGCCCAUGCGCGGUAUGUCGACAACAAUUGCUCUGGUGUCAUUCUUCGUAAUGUGAAUCACGAAAAAGAAGUUUUGAAGGCAGACGUAGGUAGCCCUUACCAGUUGGCCAUGGAUUACGAUACUAACACUCUAUUUUUCAGCUAUUCGACGGAAGAUGAGAACGUUUUCAGAUCUGCCUUUAUAAAUCUUAAGACAAACGAAUUCGCUAAUAUUCCUGGUGUAUCUGGAGGUUUCGCGAAUGCAGUAGAUAGCAGAAAACAUAUUGUAUACAUCGGAGGAAGAGAUGGUAUUUAUAAAUUUGACUACGAUACUAAAACAGCUAGACAUCAAUACACCACAGACAACAUUUGGCAACUAUUCUAUAAAGACAGGUUGUACUAUUCGAGAUAUCCGGAUGAAAAGGCAUUCGUGUUUACUGAUGGUGAUUUCAAAUUGGUCCCCGAACUGGCUGAUACACGAGCAAUGCUGCUAAGCGUAGACAAUUACGAGAACAUCUACUUCUCAAAUUCGUCGGGUUUGUUUGUUCAUAAAAAAGGCAACGGCGAAGUAAUUAACAUAGGAGAGUUUGGAGUAAAUGGCUUUACAACUGAUUUUAAUGGUAACGUUUACUUCUCUACACCAAAUGCUAUUUACAAUAUAGAUGUUAACGAGAAGAAAGUAAAAAGAGUAGCAGCAGUAGAUAGCAUCUACGGGGUAGCAAUUGAAAGUGAUGGUGGUAUAAUUUACGCGUCUCACGAUAGCGUGAUAAGGUUAAAAUCAACUGGAACCGUCUGUCCGGGAACUGACGUUGAAAAUGUUUCUUUUUAA
This is a messenger RNA of Leptosia nina, 864 nucleotides long. NCBI's taxonomy places the organism in Eukaryota, Metazoa, Arthropoda, Insecta, Lepidoptera, Pieridae. The record is from the annotation of a GenBank genome assembly.